GGUUGCCAACCGCCGUAUAAAGUCAGAAGAAGCCUGAAGGAGGGAUCCAGGCAGAGGGAAAGAGAGCGACGGCUGGACUCAUUAUGACCACUGAAGGGGAUCCGAGCCUCUCGGCCAAAGUGUUGCAGCUGGUGCUGCUGUCCACCUACUGGGGUAUGCAGAUCUGGGUUACCUUCAUCUCUAGCUUUGUGAUGGACAGCCACCUGAACAGACACACAUUUGGUUUGAUCCAGAGCAGACUGGUUCCAUUCUACCUCCACCUGGGCUCUCUCUGUGCCUUCCUCAACCUGACGCUGUUCGCUGUCUACCACCCUGCAGACCUGCUAGAUGACAGAGAGGCCUUCCAGAUCGGGGUAUACUUCCUGUGUGUGUCGGUAGCAGCGGUCAACGCCCAGUGGUUCGGUCAGAUGACAUCAGAGAUAAUGGCAGACAUGCAUCUAAUGGAGCAAGCCCAGGGAUUGGGCCAGGACAUUGGUCUGUCUACCAAUAGGGAGGCUUACGCCAAACUGUGUGAGACAGAUGGUAGAUACAGGCUUCUGUCUGGUCGCCUGUGGCUUUACAGACUGUUGUCUUCGCUGUGUAACAUCUGCUGCAUUACCUGCAAUGCAUACAGCUUGUACUACCUAGCAGAGAACCUUACUUCACUAUAGCACACGGUUACUAAUCUAUCUACAGUCGUGGUCAAAAGUUCUGAGAAUGACACAAAUACUAAUUUUCACAGUCUGCUGCCUCA
This is a messenger RNA of Coregonus clupeaformis (lake whitefish), 733 nucleotides long. Its product is annotated as transmembrane protein 205. The record is from RefSeq and is a predicted model, not a curated record. The coding region runs from base 84 to 650 and encodes 188 amino acids. The transcript is spliced from 4 exons. NCBI's taxonomy places the organism in Eukaryota, Metazoa, Chordata, Actinopteri, Salmoniformes, Salmonidae.